GAUGAAUUGACUGGAGAGACUUGCGUGUGCCGAGGACAGAGUGGAGUCAGACAUCCUUGACAGACGGGAGUUCUCUCCCAGCCGCCUCAGAGCAGAUAGCAGAGCUGAGGGCUGAGCUGGAGAAGAGAGAGCAGGCCCUGAAAGACGACCAGGAGGAAGGAGACACACUCGUCAUCACGCAGGAAGAACUGGACCGACAGAACACGGAAGCUACACAGCAUGUGAUCUCAGUGUAGGAGAAGCUCUCUGUUCAGCUGAAGGAGUCUGAGACUGAGGUGUUCAGGUUGCAGUCAGAGCUCAGUACCACCACCGACCAGAGGGUGGCGCUACAGAAAGAACUACAGGCCCAGCAGGAGAAACUGAGCCAGAGUGCUUACACCCUGAACCACCUCCACAUGGGCAAGCAGCAGCUGGAGGCUACCGUCAAGGAGUUGAGGGAGAAACUUGGACGGGCAACAGCGAUGGGCAAAGAGAACCAGGUGCUCCAGAGAACCGUACAGGAGAGGGAGGAGCAGCUGUCUGCUGCCCGGGCAGAGCUGUGUGAGGCUGGGGAGAGAGGGAGAGAAUCCGGGGGGUCUGGAGAGGAGCUGGAGGAGCUCAGGAGAGAGCUGACUGAGAUGAGGAGGGGAUUUCAGAAGACUACGAGAUGAAGAUGGAGAAGCAGAGGCUGAAGACAGAGGCUGAGCAGGCCCAGGGGAGGAUAGAGGAGCUGGCCAGGCAGGUCAGGGAGGUCCAGGAUGCUCUCAGCAGGACUGUCCUGGAGAACAACACUCGUAUCAAGGCUCUGAAGCUGGAGAAGAGCCAGCUGGAAGGGGAACUGGGCCAGGCAGAGAGGGGCCUCCAGGAGCAGGUCAGGGAGGUCCAGGAUGCUCUCAGGAGAACAACACUCGUAUCAAGGCUCUGAAGCUGGAGAAGAGCCAGCUGGAAGGGGAGCUGAUCCAGGCAGAGAGGGGCCUCCAGGAGCAGGUCAGGCAGUACCAGCAGACCAUUGAGGAGCUGAUCCAGGCAGAGAGGGGCCUCCAGGAGCAGGUCAGGCAGACCAUCGAGGAGCUGACCGCUGCCCGCUCCAUGGACGCCUCGGCACUGCAGACGGCGCAUGAGAGGACGGUGAAGCUGAACCAGGAGUUGAACCAGGAGUUGAACCAGGAGUUGAACCAGGAGUUGAACCAGGAGUUGAACCAGGAGUUGAACCAGGAGUUGAACCAGGAGUUGAACCAGGAGUUGAACCAGGAGUUGAACCAGGAGUUGAACCAGGAGUUGAACCAGGAGUUGAACCAGGAGUUGAACCUGGAGAAGAACCUGGAGAAGAACCUGGAGAAGAACCUGGAGAAGAACCUGGAGAAGAACCUGGAGAAGAACCUGGAGAAGAACCUGGAGAAGAACCUGGAGAAGAACCUGGAGAAGAACCUGGAGAUCUCCCAGCUGAGGAGAGACGUGGAACAGAUGGCCUCCGAACACAGAGACACCGACGAGAUGCUAUCCGUCACCGUGGCCGAAGAGACAAAACAGCUGAUGGACCUCCUCCAGGAGAAGGACUCCUUCACUGAGAGCAUGAGAGCUAACAUGGCCGCCACCCAGAGGGAGCUGGAGGCCGUGGUCCAGGCAGCCACCCAGGAGGCUGAGACCCUGAGAGCCAACAUGGCCGCCACCCAAAGGGAGCUGGAGGCCGUGGUCCAGGCAGCCACCCAGGAGGCUGAGACCCUGAGAGCCAACAUGGCCGCCACCCAGAGGGAGCUGGAGGCCGGGGUCCAGGCAGCCACCCAGGAGGCUGAGACCCUGAGAGCCAACAUGGCCGCCACCCAGAGGGAGCUGGAGGCCGUGGUCCAGGCAGCCACCCAGGAGGCUGAGACCCUGAGAGCCAACAUGGCCGCCGCCCAGAGGGAGCUGGAGGCCGGGGUCCAGGCAGCCACCCAGGAGGCUGAGACCCUGAGAGCCAACAUGGCCGCCGCCCAGAGGGAGCUGGAGGCCGGGGUCUAGGCAGCCACCCAGUAGGUUGAGACCCUGAGAGGAGCUCUGGAGGAGAAGGACAAGCAGCUGGGAGGCAUGAAGGAAGACAAC
Messenger RNA from Oncorhynchus tshawytscha (Chinook salmon), 2058 nucleotides. Its product is annotated as thyroid receptor-interacting protein 11-like. The record is from RefSeq and is a predicted model, not a curated record. Lineage: Eukaryota; Metazoa; Chordata; Actinopteri; Salmoniformes; Salmonidae. The transcript is spliced from 4 exons. The coding region runs from base 1069 to 1977 and encodes 302 amino acids.